Cucumis melo (muskmelon) is the source of this 2925-nucleotide messenger RNA. RefSeq names its product peroxisome biogenesis protein 5. Bases 298 to 2529 code for a protein of 743 amino acids. The record is from RefSeq and is a predicted model, not a curated record. Gene Ontology annotation, molecular function: protein binding. Gene Ontology annotation, biological process: protein import into peroxisome matrix, docking. The transcript is spliced from 15 exons. Lineage: Eukaryota; Viridiplantae; Streptophyta; Magnoliopsida; Cucurbitales; Cucurbitaceae. Gene Ontology annotation, cellular component: peroxisomal membrane; cytosol.
GGUUUAGGGAUUGGAUGGAUGUUCUUCGAACUUCUUAACUAUGGCGGUGAAAGAAUGAAAGAAAGAUGUUCAUUUUUUAAUUUAAUUUUGGUGGACUCGGCUCCAGUCCUCAGGGAAGGUUCGCAAUUUGCAAUUGUGGCUCUAAGUGUUCAAACAAAACACACCCAGAGCCCAUCCCUUUAUCGUCUUUCCCUGCAAUUUCACCUCAAAACACAACCUCUACUUACGUAAUCGAUUCCAGUUCUUGGGAAAAGGGAGCAAUUUGAAACAGCUAACGGAAAAUUCUAAUCGAUAGAUAUGGCGAUGCGUGACUUGGUUACUGGUGGAGCUGAUUGUGCUGCUCCUGGUUCUUCUUCUUCUAACCCACUCGGUGCUCUUGCCAACGCUCUAAUUGGCUCCUCUUCCAAGACCCAGGAAAGGUUACGGGAAAUUCCUACAUCGCAACUCACAGGUCCUGAAAGGCCUUUUGCCCCUGAGACUCAUGGGCAGCUUCCUGGGUCUGAGUUUGAUCACCCACCGCUUCAACCCAAUCAGCAGGCGUCAAAUUUUUUGAAUGCCUUUCACUCGGCUGCUGAUCCUGGUCUCGCCUCUGCAUGGAAUGAGGUACAGGCUGGUCCUCCUCCUGCCCACUUGAGGGAAAUGCAACCAAGUCUUGCUGAAUUUGAUCGAAUUUAUGACCAAGUACCUGCUUCUCAGCAUCAACCGAUUUUGGAUGGGCCACCACAGAGAGUGCUGUCAAACUUUUUGCACUCAUUUGUAGAGAGUAGCCGUGGUGGAGUACCUUUUCAUCCAACCCCUCUGCCUUUAUUGGGACUAUCUGAGGGUGAUAAACAAUGUAUACGAGAUCGUAGCAGCAUAAUGGCUCGACAUUUUUUUGCAGAUAAGAGUGAAGACUUCAUAAAUGCACAGUUAAAUGCACUUCUAUCUUCCUUGGACAUCGACACCAGUAAACAGGUUGGGGGGCCUCAACCUGGUAGGUUCCGUGAGAUGGAGGAUUAUUGGAAUGAAUCUCAAGCUCUCCAGAGACCUGGUGGUCAUGUUGCAGAUGGGUGGGCUUCUGAAUAUAGCCUAAACAGGGAAAAGUUUGCUGAUCAUGAUGCUUGGGCUCAAUCCUUUGAACAACAAUAUGGUGCCAAUGGCUGGGCCUCUGAGUUUGAGCAGGAGAGGUUUCAGUUAGGAUCGGCACAAAAAAUGGCAGGUGGUAAUAUGAUGAACUUAUCUGCAAUGGAGCAGACUCGCAAGCUUGCAAAUACGUUAGCUGAAAACAAUGACCCUAAAUUUCAGAACUCAAAGUUUCUCCAGUUUGUUUCAAAGAUGAGUAGGGGUGAACUUAUUAUUGAUGAUAAUCAAGUCAAGCCAAACUCUUUAUCUCCGACAGAUAACUGGGCUUCCGAGUAUCAGCAACAGUAUAGUGGGGGUCUUCCCUGGGCUGAUGAAUUUGUUUCUAACCAAACUAAUCGGUGGGCUGAUGAGUUUGCUGAAGAGAAGCAAAAUGUGUCAGAUGAUCCAUGGGUAAAUGAAUUUUCCAAGUUGCACAUGCAAGACUGGGUGGAAGAAUUUGGUCAGCAGGUUGGAGAAGGGGUUUCUGGAGAAGCCGAUAAUUGGGCAAAUGCAUACGAUGAGUUCGUAAAUGAACAAGUAGCUGCCAAAGGAAAAAUGGAUGCUUCCAAGGGGAUAUAUGUCUUUUCUGAUAUGAACCCAUAUGUCGGUCAUCCUAAUCCCUUGAAGGAAGGUCAGGAUCUGUUCCGUAAAGGCCUGCUGAGUGAGGCAGUGCUUGCUUUAGAGGCUGAAGUUAUGAAAAACCCUGAAAAUUCGGAAGGUUGGAGGCUUCUUGGAAUUGCACAUGCUGAAAAUGAUGAUGAUCAACAGGCUAUUGCUGCAAUGAAGCGGGCACUGGACGUUGACCCUACGAACUUAGAGGUGCUUCUUGCGCUUGGUGUGAGUCACACAAAUGAAUUAGAGCAAGCUGCUGCAUUAAGAUACUUGUAUGGAUGGUUACAGCAUCACCCAAAGUAUGGAACACUAGCAAAACCAGAGCUUGCUGAUUCGUUGUACUACGCUGAUGUAGCUGGCUUAUUUAACGAAGCUGCACAAAUGUUUCCUGAUGAUGCUGAUGUGCACAUAGUACUUGGGGUCCUUUAUAAUUUGUCCAGAGAAUUUGACAAAGCAAUUGCAUCCUUCCAAACAGCCUUGAAAUUAAAGCCGCAAGAUUACUCUCUUUGGAACAAGCUAGGUGCUACACAAGCUAACAGUAUUCAAAGCGCUGAUGCUAUAUUAGCUUAUCAACAGGCACUUGAUUUGAAGCCUAAUUAUGUACGUGCCUGGGCCAAUAUGGGAAUCAGUUAUGCCAAUCAGGGGCUCUAUGAGGAAUCAAUUAAGUACUAUGUGAGGUCACUUAGCAUGAAUCCAAAGGCAGACAAUGCGUGGCAAUAUUUAAGAAUUUCACUAAGCUGUGCAUCAAGGAAUGACAUGCUGGAAGCCUGUGAUUCCCGCAAUCUUGAUGCCCUUCAAAAGGAGUUCCCAUUAUGAAUUAUUCACAAGCGUUUGAAUGAAUAAACUUUGACUGAAGAGCUACAUCUCUGUUCUAUUGGAGGAAGUUACAGUCAAAAUACUUGCUGCAGCUUAGGACUGUUAGUCUUUUUCUUUUUCUUUUUUCUUUUUUCAAAAAUUUGUUGGGGGUUUGGGGAAGAAGGGUGUGUUAAUAUUCCACCACAGUUCAACAUAAAAAUAGGCUGCUGGUACUGUUGGAAGAGGAAUAUUAAUAUCCUAAGCGUCGGUCUUAGCAUAACUCACCAUUUGCUAGCUGGUGAAGAAGUUAAAACCAAAUUAGCUUUCCCCUUGUAUUAAUUAUGAUUUGAAUAUGAUAGUACCUUUACUCUACACACAUCAAUGUAUUCUUUCAGGAAUAAUUGCAUCUUUUGGCUA